Molecule: messenger RNA, 1107 nt
Organism: Mycotypha africana
Lineage: Eukaryota; Fungi; Mucoromycota; Mucoromycetes; Mucorales; Mycotyphaceae
Product: WD40-repeat-containing domain protein
Exons: 5
Coding region: 1-1107 (368 amino acids)
Biological process (GO): carbon catabolite repression of transcription
Cellular component (GO): cell division site; cell tip; nucleus
Molecular function (GO): protein binding
Source: RefSeq, a predicted model, not a curated record
AUGAUAAGAUGGAUUCCUGGAUCGGAAGAUUUAUUCAUCGCCAUAUUCAGCAAUGGUACAGCUUUAAUCAUGGAUAGAGAAAGAGAUGAUCAAUCCUUCAUUAUACCCGAAGCAUCAUCAUGGGAAAAAUCAGAAUUUCAUGCUGUUCGCCCUCAUAGAAGCUCUAAAUAUAAUCCUGUUUCCUUCUGGAAAGUCAGUGAACGAGGUCUAACGGAUAUAGCGUUUGCGCCGGAUGGUGUACAUUUAGCAAUUACAGGUGUUGAUGGACAAUUACGUAUCAUUGACUACAGAAACGAAAGAUUAACGGACAUAUUUUGCAGCUAUUACGGUAAAUUAAGCUGUGUCGAUUGGAGUCCUGAUGGUCGCUAUAUUCUGACAGGUGGAGAGGAUGAUCUUGUUACAUUAUGGUCGUUUAAUGAAAAGAAAAUGGUGGCACGGUGCCAAGGACAUAAAUCAUGGGUUACAGGAGUCGCUUUUGACCGGUGGAGAUGUGAUGCUGAGACUUAUCGUUUUGGUAGCGUAGGAGAAGAUUGCAAUUUAGUACUGUGGGAUUUCUCUUAUAGUGCGCUUCAAAAGCCAAAGCAUCCUCGAACAACAAUACCAACAACAUCCACAGCUCAAUCCUUACCCCCGCCUACAAUCGCACCAGUGGCAGCAACUACAGCUGAACCACCCGUUUCUGCUAUUAUACCCUCGCCAACAUUUCCAAAUCAAAUGGAGCGUAAAAAAUCUUUACGCAAUCAUAGACUGUUUCGUGGAUUUUCAAGCUCUGACAGCAAUACUAAUAGCAGCAACCCUCUUUUUAGUACAAGUAGCGGCAAUGGUUCUUCAUUUAAUCGGUUCAGAAAGAGAUCAUCAAGAUCCAGCAACAUAUUCAAUAAUACUGGCAACGACUACCAUGAUGAAGUUUUAAGUGGCGAUGCUUUUCAACAGCACGCGCCUGUAAUGCAUCCUGUCGUGAAAAAGAGUCAGGCAGCUAUUUUAUUACCCACCACUGUCAGAACAAUUCAUAGUGAUCCAUGUCUAUCGUUAACAUUCAAAGAAAAUACACUGAUAACUACUGAUAGAAGAGGCAAAAUUCGUACUUGGGGCAGGCCUCAAGGAUGA